Molecule: messenger RNA, 2410 nt
Organism: Trichobilharzia regenti
Lineage: Eukaryota; Metazoa; Platyhelminthes; Trematoda; Strigeidida; Schistosomatidae
Source: the annotation of a GenBank genome assembly
CUCCAAUGACCUUGAGCGUGUGGGGGAUCUAGAUUCUCGCUUGUGGUGGUCAUUGACUGGAAUUCAUUGCCAACAAUAAUGGUAUCAGCCCACUCAGCGGAUGCUUACAUAGAGUGAUGAUUUCUCCGCAGAAAUAAAUACUGCAACGACGAUGACAACUACUGCGUCUGUUACUCUAUAUCCCCGAAUGCUACUGUUCGUGCUGAAUAUAAGUAAAGUAACAAUUACAUUUUUCUUAGAACUUUAAAGAAAAAAAAUCGAAUAGUAACCAGUACUCCCGCUGUUGCUGCUGCUGUGCUGUACAAAUCUGUACCGUAUACUAAUUUUUAAUAUGUGGAAAUAUGCCAUACGAUUUGUGAGGCUUUAUCGCAAUCGAGUUUACAACUUACUAUACACUCGAUGUAACACUCAAAUCCGUCCAACAUUCACUAAAACAUUGUCAUUCUCUAUCCCUUUCGCUUGGUGGCCAUUUGAAUUUUUAAAACAGAAGGAUAUACACGAAGAAAUUCAACAAUCCUUCACCAACUGUUUAUAUCUCAUAGCAAUCGGUGAAUUUAAAGAAGCCGAUAGUAAAUUACAUGAAUUAUUGUAUUAUGUAAAUGCAUCUCAUGAAAAUCAAAAGCUUACUGACCUUGAAUACACUAAUAAACGUGCAAGGAUUUGCUCUGAAAUGGCUAACUUAAGCCUUCUUAUGGGAAAUCAUUCAGCUGCAGAAAAACUUAUUCGACAGACAAUGCAAGAUUGUUUAACUGGUGAAAUAUCAACAAAAGAUGCAAUGUUUAUUGAAUUAUCACUUAAAAUGGCACUGCUAUUUGAAAAAUCUGAUAGAAUCGAUGAUGCAGAAACUGGUUUUCGAUAUUGUAUACAAACACAAGAACAGAAAUUAGCUAGCUUAGAUGAAAGUGUCGACAGUACAAAUGAAAAGGCCUUACUGGGAAUGUGUUGUAAUUAUUUCGCCAAAUUUCUCUUUUCCAAUAAACAGUCCGCCGAAGCCCUGGUUUAUGCUGAGAAAGCCUACACCAUUGCCAGUCAGAUUUAUCCACCGGAUCAUCUGAAUUGUUUAAACCUACUCAUUGACAUUAGUGUUAUUCAAACAGAUUUAAAUCUAUUUAAAGAAUCUCAGCGUACACUGGAACAAGUCAUUGAAACCAGUCAAACAAAAUAUCAAUAUUUACUUGAUGAAUGCAAUAGUAAUAAAGAUGCUUAUAAUCUCUUCAAAUCGGAUUAUUUAAAACAAUAUGAAGCACAUCAAAUGAUAUAUACACUAAUUCACUCCAUAUUACAAUUAGCUGUAGUUAAUUUAAUGUUAAAUAAACAAGAGUUUGCUGAACAAUUAUUACUACAAGCCAAUCGGAUACUGGAUCAAGUCAAUCAUCAGUUGGGCUUGAAAAUCUCUUCACAUCGUAAACAAAUUGAUGAUUUUCAAGCGCAGUAUCAUUUACUAGCCUAGAUCAUGUUAUUUUGUAAAUCUGCAAUCCAUAAUGUGGAGGUAUAAUCUACCACAGUUACCAAGUUUUAUCCUUGUAUCACACUGGCUACAAAGUGCUGGCAUAAAUCAGACUAAAUAUCCAAUAUCACAUUGUUUGCAAAUAUUGCGUCAGUAUGUUUUUCAAAAUGAAAUACUAAUACUACUACUACUUAACUCUGAAAUCUCAGCGAUUCGAAAUGAGGAUCUAUUUGUUCGUUGUGCCUUCCUAGACUAUAUAUCUGCUCUUGACUCGGUCCCUAGGGACAUCUUAUUAAACAAACUUGCUGCAAGUCAAAAAGAAUGUUGGCCUGUUAACUGGUUACAUUCAUAUUUCUCAGAAAGAAAGCAUUACACCGUGUAUAAAAGGAAGUCUUCCGCUUCAUUGCCUCCUGAAGCUGGUGUCCCUCAAGGCGUUGUCCUUUCUCCUUUUCUUUUUUCUUUCUUCUUACAUGACUUGCCUCACUCUGAUGAAAUGAACUUUAUGAAGUGCGCUGAUGAUUUAACAGUUUCAAUUGUUGUUAACUCUCAGCUAGAUUGUACCAAAAUAAAUUGGUUCAACCUGUGUAUAUGUGUGAAUACAACUGCAGAUGAACUUGUAGAUACAGUGUGAAGUGGAGUUCAUAGAAUUUCGUCCUUUUAUCGUAGGUACAUGAAUCGAAAAUGUUGGGAAUGUAUAGAAAAGAGAUUCAGCAUAGAAUGUACAUUUGGUAGCUGGACAAAGCGUUUAAGCUGUGAAAAAAAUCGUGAUUUGAUCACCAUUAAAUGUUAUUUUAAUAGAGAUAUCCUUCUUUAGUACGAAAGCUGUGGUGUCAGGGGUUAUUGGCAUGUACUUUUCUUUUAUAUAAAUGAGUAAUUGUCAUGCAUUCUAUUUUAUUUUAUUAUUGUUAACCAUGCUAACUGUAAAGCGUUUGCAGAGAAACUACAAAAUGAUAUUUGUCUUCU